Molecule: messenger RNA, 908 nt
Organism: Rhipicephalus sanguineus (brown dog tick)
Lineage: Eukaryota; Metazoa; Arthropoda; Arachnida; Ixodida; Ixodidae
Product: ATP-binding cassette sub-family C member 2-like
Exons: 6
Coding region: 66-908 (280 amino acids)
Biological process (GO): transmembrane transport
Cellular component (GO): membrane
Molecular function (GO): ABC-type transporter activity; ATP binding
Source: RefSeq, a predicted model, not a curated record
CUGGCAAGGAGAGAAACUUGGUUUAUUCGCUUUGCUGGGCAGUAUGGCUGGACGCCUUUUGGGUGAUGGUCGCUCACCUGGGCUACUACGCAUGUCUCACGGCAAGAACCAUCAUAUUAGAGAGUCUCAUCGCGGGCACCGAGAGCCUGUCAGCCGCGGUGCUUCUGUUCGUGGCCACCUGUGUCGGAGAGGCCGUGUUCACGUGCUACAUGAACCACUUGUGCUCUGCAUUCAGCGAGCGCUUUCAGGUGCUCAUGCAAGGGGCCGUCUUCGCAAGGAUGCUGCGACAUUCGCCGUGUGCCCGCAAGGCGAAUCCUCCGGGCUACGUGAUGUCUGUCUUCGGCGUAGACUGCACGACGCUCUCUUUUGCCGUCACGCUGAUCCCGAUGCCAGCAGCUGGUCUCGUAGUCAUGCCAGUCAUAUUCUACAUGCUUGUCCGGCGCGUGGGCAUCGAAGCCGCCAUGGCUUGCGCCAUCUGGCUUCUACUAACCACGGCCGCUCUCGGAUUCUUCCUCGCAAGACUUCGUGCUGUUGAGCGGGAGAGCCUGAAAAAGCGUGAUGAACGACUGAAGCGAAUGCUGGAGCUCUUGAACUCAAUACGCACCGUCAAGAUGUACGCGUGGGAACGUAAUCACGCCAAGGUUCUAGAAGCACUCAGGGCCGACGAGCUGCGUUGUGUCUUGAAGGUUGACAUCAUCAGCGGAGUUCUCGAGGCAUUUACCGGCGCUGCUGGCUCUCUGCUAACAAUACUUAUGUAUGCCACUCUAUGGCUAAUACAACCUGCAAGAAUGCUGAGUGCUUCAGAAUCCUUCUCCAGCGUCUACCUUCUGUCCCUCGUUGAAGCUUUCCUGAACAGCCUCCCUCUUCUCAUGAUCAUGACUAACAGGACUGUUCGCGCUGCAAAGUGA